Molecule: messenger RNA, 1295 nt
Organism: Botrytis cinerea B05.10
Lineage: Eukaryota; Fungi; Ascomycota; Leotiomycetes; Helotiales; Sclerotiniaceae
Gene: Bcpio1
Product: Bcpio1
Exons: 2
Coding region: 425-1231 (268 amino acids)
Molecular function (GO): GTPase activity; nickel cation binding
Source: RefSeq, a predicted model, not a curated record
GAAAUGAAGCCAUCCAUCCUUCACCCGUCGCUCAUUCGCAUACAUUGCCAUACUCCCCGUUCAUUAUCGAUUAGAUUAAGUAACAAGACAUCUCAAGCAUGUGCUUCGUUGGCCCAUUGCAGUUGUCUACUUGAUAUCCAUAUUUCGUUUGCACAGUAUCGUGCAUUCAUCGUGUAAAAGUAAUCACACAGGCCAAUGAAGAGGGGCGCCUUGCAUGGGACUAUUUAGGUUUAACUUUCUUGCAAAUGGGAGAUUGCAACAGGCUGGUUUCGAAGAUCCCCAGAAAAUCCUUUUGUUUGUUGGGAAUACAUCGUAAUAUCACACCGAAGUGGAUUGUUCAUAUUACUUGUUGCUUUUCAAACAGCUUGUGAUCUCUCCAACACUCAUACGUUCAUAAGUUAUCCAGAUCAUACACACUUUCAUCAUGUCUCAUUCUCACGAAGGAGGUCCAACCCACUCUCACGAUCACCCAGCUGGUGACCAUGGACAUACUCAUGAGAUUCUCGAUGGGCCUGGUAGUUACAUGGGCAGGGAAAUGCCAAUCAUAGAGGGCAGAAAUUGGUCUGAGAGAGCCUUUACCGUUGGUAUUGGAGGACCUGUAGGUUCCGGCAAAACGGCAUUGAUGCUGGCACUCUGCAAUGCCCUGAGAGAGAAAUACUCAAUCGCAGCCGUUACCAAUGAUAUCUUUACCCGAGAAGACGCUGAGUUCCUCACUAAACACAAAGCUCUGCCUGCAUCUCGUAUCCGUGCCAUCGAAACCGGUGGAUGCCCUCAUGCAGCUGUGCGUGAAGAUAUCUCGGCCAACCUUGCUGCUCUUGAAGAUUUGCACCGCGAAUUCACUUCCGACAUAUUACUUAUCGAAUCGGGAGGUGAUAACUUGGCCGCUAACUACUCCAGAGAGUUGGCGGAUUACAUCAUCUACGUCAUUGAUGUUAGUGGAGGUGACAAGAUUCCCAGGAAAGGAGGCCCGGGAAUCACUCAGAGCGAUCUUUUAGUGGUGAACAAGACAGACUUGGCCGAAGCCGUGGGUGCAGAUUUGGAUGUUAUGGAUAGGGAUGCGAGAAAGAUGAGAGAAGGAGGCCCAACUGUCUUUGCCCAGGUCAAGGGAGGAGUCGGAAUGGAACACAUCAUUGGUUUAAUUGAGAGCGCAUGGAAGGGCAGCGGAGCGGAGAGGGUCAGCAAAGAACGAGGUGGCCCAAAAGCGACAGAGGGUUUGGAGCAACUAAAGUAAUCAGGGCUGCAUGUACUCUAAAGGAAGAUAAUGCAUCUCAUCAUACUGAAUAUAAACUUGGACA